AUGAAUGAAGAAAUAACAGAAAAUGGUUUUGAAAACCUCAAACAUGAUGGCAGUAGCGAACUGAAUCAUAUCCCGCGACAAGAAAGUGACUCGGACAGUAAAAACUUUCGAAGAGAUUUAUCUCCAGAUGACUUUGAUUACCUCUCAGAAAGAUCAGUUUCGCCAUAUAUAACAAAUUAUUUAAAUAAUAAUAAUGUAAUUAAAACACCUUCAACGAUUUCCAAUUUAUCAGGCUUAUUGAGCAACGUUGAUUUUAUAGCUUCGCCGAGUGUCAUACACAAAGUUGGUGAUGUUGCUAGCUCUUCAAUAAGCACAAUAGGUUCUGAAUUUCGAAAUGAAGAAUUUGAUCGAAAUUAUAUUGAGAAACGUAAAGUGGGUGAUGAAUGCAUUGAUAAUAUAAACAGCAUGACUUACUUGGAUCUCGAUGAUUAUACAUUACAUAAUUAUAACAUAAACGAAGACAACAUGAGCACUCAAAGUAAAUCCAAUACUUCAACUAGUAUACUUCAAACCACUGUCUUAGAAAACAUCCAUGAAGUAAAUGAUAGCUAUGGCAUAAAUACGAGUAUUUUCCAAAGAAAAGAACAUAUAUCAAAGUCACUUGGAAAGCCUAUUGAGGAAAAUGACAUUUUAAACUAUCAAAAUUCAAUACGAAAAAAAAAUGAAUCCGAGAUAGAAACUAAGACCAAAGAAGAAAAUAAACCUGAAGAAGAAAAACAAACGGAAGAAGAAAAUAAGCCUGGAGCAGAAAAUAAGUCAGAAGGUGAAAAUGGGUCUGAAGAAGAAAAUACAGAAGUCUACUGUAAAACUUUGACUAGAAAACGAAAACAAAACACAAAUGAAUGGCAAGAUAAGAAGAACAAACUACUUAAGAAUUCUGGGCAGUCUUAUACCGGGGUCCGUUCUAAAAAAGUGUAUCCCUCAAAAUCCAUUCGAGAUUCUUGCAAUUGCAAAAAAAAAUGCUGCGAAAAGUUCAAUGAGGAAUCCAGGAAAGCUAUAUUUGAGUCUUAUUGGAGAAUUGGUGAUCAUGAAGGUCAAUGGCAAUACAUUUUAAGAUAUAUAAUAGUUAAUAACAUCAAAAGAAUGCAAAUAGAGAGAAAAGCUAAUCGAUUACAGACAAUAACUUAUUUUUUACCAUUAAAUGGAUCCAAAGAACAGGUUUGUAAAUCUUUUUUUUUGAACACGUUAAGCAUAUCUGAAAGAAGUGUUUAUACAGCUAUAGAAAAGAGUAAAAAUGACGAAAACAUAAAAGACAAAAGGGGAACACAUCACAAUAGACCACGAAAAAUGAAUAUAUGGACUGAACAUAGCAUUUUAACGCACAUUAAGCUCUUCCCUGUAGUAGAAUCACAUUACACAAGAAAACAAUCAAAGAGAUUGUAUUUGUCAGAAAAUUUAAACGUAAGUAAAAUGUAUCGCCUGUAUAAUGAGUGGUUUAGUAAUUACAAAACCGAUUAUCCAGAUACCACAGAAGCUACCAAAAGACAGUAUGAAACUAUAUUUAAUACACGUUUUAAUUAUUCAUUUUUUAAACCCAAUAAAGAUCGAUGUGCUGCUUGUGCUUUGUAUGAAGAGGCUGAAGAGGAAAGAAAGGUUACUCUCGAAGAAACUUAUAGAGCACACCUGAAGAACAAAGAAAAAGUUCGAGAAAUAAAGAAUAAUGAAAAAAGUACUUCUGACCCUAAAGUUACGACAGUUGCUACCUUUGAUCUCGAGAAAGUCUUAAAUAUCCCUCAGUCAAACGAAGGAGUAUUUUAUUAUAAGAGGAAAUACCCUAUCUAUAAUUUUACCAUAUUUAACAUUUUAAAUCUACAAGGAUACUGCUACGUUUGGCACUAUGAAAUAGCCAAAAGGGGAACUAUAGAAAUCGGUAGUUGUCUUUUAAAUUUCAUCGAAAAUGAACACACAAAGGGAAUUCAAAAUAUUUCUUUUUUUUCUGAUAGCUGUGCCGGGCAAAAUAAAAAUAAAUUUAUAUUUGCCCUUUAUUUAUAUGUUACUAAAAAAUAUGGUAUUAAUAUCACCCAUCGAUUUUUUGAAGUUGGGCACAGUCAGUCAGAAGGCGAUGCCAUGCAUUCAUGUAUAGAAAGAGCUAAAAAUAACAAAAUUAUUUAUACUCCUGAUCAAAUGUACGCCAUAAUUUUAAACUCCAAAAUACAAGGUAAAACUUAUGUGUUAAAAGAAAUGCAACAAUCCGAUUUCUAUGAUAUUAAAGAGCUCAUAGAUAAAAGAUAUUGGCUACGGGAUUUUAAAGGUAACAAAGUUAUGUGGUCAAAAAUAAAACAAGUCAGCACAUUCGGCACAGAUCCUGAUACACUAUUUUUUAAAUAUGAUCUCGAAUCCGAAUUUGAAUCACUAAAAACUUUUUCUAAAUAUACACGUGGAAGAAGAUCCAAAAAAAAUAAUGAUACUGAUGCGAAUAUUCCUGACUCGAUAGACAUUUUAAAACAAGCUUAUAAUACACCAUUUUCCAUACCGAAGCCUCUUUACUACGAUCUUUUAAAUCUGUGUAAAACUGAAGCUAUACCUAAACAUUAUCACGGCUUUUACAAAUCCCUCAAAUGUGAUGAAUGUAACCAAUCUCAUGAAACUCAUGAAACUGGUCUGGUUUCAAUCAAUCUUCAGAAAAUGAUUGAAACCAGACCAUACAUAGUGAUUAAGACAAUAAAUAUAGUUGAUUAA
Diatraea saccharalis (sugarcane borer) is the source of this 2679-nucleotide messenger RNA. The record is from the annotation of a GenBank genome assembly. NCBI's taxonomy places the organism in Eukaryota, Metazoa, Arthropoda, Insecta, Lepidoptera, Crambidae.